Messenger RNA from Pundamilia nyererei, 2140 nucleotides. RefSeq lists its product as uncharacterized. Bases 230 to 2053 code for a protein of 607 amino acids. Gene Ontology annotation, molecular function: oxidoreductase activity, acting on paired donors, with incorporation or reduction of molecular oxygen, reduced ascorbate as one donor, and incorporation of one atom of oxygen. Lineage: Eukaryota; Metazoa; Chordata; Actinopteri; Cichliformes; Cichlidae. The record is from RefSeq and is a predicted model, not a curated record. The transcript has 11 exons.
UGCGCUUUCCUGGACCUGUGUCCCCGCAGGGCUGCCGUAGACAGCGGCUCGGCCCGCCUCCAGCUCAAAUGUUUGGAUGUCAUGAUUAGGUGGAAGGAGGAAAUCACAGGUCGUCUGGGGACAGCUUAAACAGACUCUGACCCUUUAAGUUUAAGUUAACUUUUGGCGAAGUGAUGUCCGACCUCGGUUGUUCGUGGUGAGUUCACGGGCACUAGCUUACACCGGGAACAUGGCUUUGUUGCGUUCAAAGUCUGCGCUGUUGUGGUUCCUGAUUGUUGUGGCAGCUCAUAUCGCUGAAACAGGAGGGAGACCGAGGCGCCAGGUGUUGCUGACCGAAGGUGACAGCACGGUGAGUUUGAGAUCUCGGCAACCUCCCGCAGGGCCGGAGCCCGGUGACCCAGCGGACGCGUUCAAAGUACCAACUCUGGAUGGGGAGUUUUCCUUCCAGCCCGACGCUUUGAGGGGACCUCUGGUGAUCCACGCCUUCACCAACAACUCAGGGUUUCUGGAGUGCCUUUGGAGCUCAGAGUCUUCGCUAAAAAGUCUCGUGGAGGAACUUCCGAACAGCACACAAGUGCUCUUCCUAUCCCUGGACGACUCUGUGGUCAAUGAUGUUCUCUGGAUGCGGGAGCAGGUGCUGCGGGCUGCCGCCCACAGUAAAAAGGAGGUUCUGUCCAGGCUGCACUUCUCUCCGGUGCCCGUCUUUGCUCUGGGUAACUGGAUCCCCAGAGUGCUUUACUACUGGAGCUGCAUGGGACACGGCUGUGGUCUUUCCCAGGCUGCUUUCAUCUCAGAGGAGUGGAAGAUGCCUGUGAUCAUUAAAAGACUAGAUGCCAGAUAUGACUGGCUCAUGGCACGCUGGGGCUCAAAGUCCUAUACAGUGAUUGAUGCUGGAGAUGGGUGUGAAACCUUCCCCUCGGUGGCAGGUGCUGUGGCCUGGGUGUCUGAAGGCAACUGUUCUUUCUUCACUAAGGUUCAGAGCAUGGCCAAGUCCAAUGCCUCCGGUGUCCUCGUCUAUACCCUCCCUGGAAAUCCACUCCAGGAUAUGAACUGUGUUGGGGAUGAGUGUUUCUCGCUGCUCAGCAUCCCAGCUGCCAUGGUGCAUCAGGACCCUGCGGUCGCUCAGACGCUCCGGUUUGGAAAGCUGGUCAAUGUGUCGUUCCAGAACACCCCGUCCCCAAAUUUCUUCAUCAGCAUUGACAAACAGGGGUUGCUGGCUGAGAUGGGCUGGUUCCUCUACCCCACGUUCAGCUUUGUUAACUGGCAGGCCCAGUGGUUUGAUUUCUUUGCUGAUCUGCAGACUAAACUCCAGAAUCCUGCAAAAGUUGUUUCUGUCUUUGAUAAAGUCCAAAUGCAAGGGGACAAAGGAGCCGUGGCCACAGUCGACCUGUCUAUAGGUAUCGGGCGCUGGCUGACGGAUGUGUCCCCUCUGAUCCCCCUGCUGGACAGCAAUAAAUGCACCUUCACUAUGAAGACGGUGCCUUGGGCGAUGCCUUGGAUUGUUUCCCUCAAUCUGAGGUUCAGUGGCACCAAUCAGACAGGAAACUCUGUGGAGAGCUUUCAUCCCUUUAAAGUGAUGUCACUGUACGAUGGAGGAACCUUUGACAAAAAUUACAACAAGAGGUACCAGCCAAUCAAAUUCACUGUCCCAGCGUCCACCAAAAAGGUGGAGCUGUACGCUGUCAUCACAGGACACGGCAGCGACGAGAACGGCUGCGGAGAAUUUUGUGUCACCUCCCACCAUUUCGUGAUCAACGCUGCUUAUAACAACACCCACGUAUUUGAUUCUGCAGGAACGGCUCUGGGCUGUGCAAUGCGCGUCAAAGAGGGCGCUGUACCGAACGAACACGGCACAUGGCUGUACGGCCGUGGAGGCUGGUGUGAUGGACUACAGGUGAAUCCGUGGAGGGUUGACGUCACCAAACAGCUCAACAUGAGCAGGUCUGAAUCCAACACUGUCGUCUACUUUGGCUUGUUCAACGGACGGGAUCCAAACCCAGCGCAGCAGCCAGGAUACAUCAUCAUGACUUCUUCCCUCGUCUUCUACAAGUGAUCCCGCUCUUUUUAAAAACUCUCCUGUGAAUUUCGAUCUGAAUGAAUGUACAGUCAGUGUAACGAUUAAAAUGUUUUUUAAAAAUUU